AAUUACUAGCACAGGAGGAGAAAAUAUGCGCGGCUAUCUUUCACAAGAUACCCUGGUAGAGGUUCCGGCAGUUGUAUUAUGGGAUGUCUACCGUAGUCUCCAACUCGGAAAGCUCGCCAGUGAACUACUUCGAGAUUUUGUGAGCAAGGUGGAAUUUGUCAAAGGUGAUGGAGGCGCUGGAACUAUUGUAAAGAUCACAUUUCCUCCAGGAACUCCUGGACCUGGUUAUAUGACGGAAUUGUUCACAAAUAUUGAUGAUGAGAUACGCUUGAAGGAAGCAGAAAUCAUUGAAGGAGGAUUCAACAGUGUUGGAUUUGAUCUUUAUCGAAUUUGCUCGCAAAUAAUUGAGAAAGAUGCUGAAUCAUCUAUUGUCAGGUCGUCAAUAGAGUAUGAAAUAGAUGAUAAGCUUGAAGAAAUUGCUUCUCAGGUGACUACGAAGCCACUGGAAAUAAUGGCAGAAGUUGUUGGCAAAUAUCUCAAAGAAAAAAGAAGCUCCACUAAUUAG
Messenger RNA from Theobroma umbraticum, 505 nucleotides. Its product is annotated as norbelladine synthase-like. Gene Ontology annotation, molecular function: signaling receptor activity; abscisic acid binding; protein phosphatase inhibitor activity. NCBI's taxonomy places the organism in Eukaryota, Viridiplantae, Streptophyta, Magnoliopsida, Malvales, Malvaceae. Gene Ontology annotation, biological process: abscisic acid-activated signaling pathway; defense response. The record is from RefSeq and is a predicted model, not a curated record. Gene Ontology annotation, cellular component: cytoplasm; nucleus.